Messenger RNA from Coregonus clupeaformis (lake whitefish), 1501 nucleotides. Its product is annotated as forkhead box protein D4-like. Gene Ontology annotation, biological process: anatomical structure morphogenesis; regulation of transcription by RNA polymerase II; cell differentiation. Bases 403 to 1212 code for a protein of 269 amino acids. NCBI's taxonomy places the organism in Eukaryota, Metazoa, Chordata, Actinopteri, Salmoniformes, Salmonidae. The transcript is spliced from 2 exons. Gene Ontology annotation, molecular function: RNA polymerase II cis-regulatory region sequence-specific DNA binding; DNA-binding transcription factor activity, RNA polymerase II-specific. The record is from RefSeq and is a predicted model, not a curated record.
AUACAUUUGAGGAAGGAAAUAACACUGCAAAAAUAUAUUUUUUUUCCUUUCUUUUUUCUUCUAUCAGAUCAAUUUGGUAUAAUACAUUUGAUUGUCCUUAACCUAUACAGGCUUUGGCAUCACAUUGAGUUGAGUCACCAAACAAUCAGGGUAAUUUGGGACUAUCCCAUUUAAUUGUCCUAACUUGAUCUUGUGACCAAAGAGACUUCAGUCAUUAAUUUACUUAGCCCAAAGGACAUUGAAGAGAGGCAUCCUGCUUGAUGCACAGCAGUGUCCUAGACCAGCAUUGUGAAACUGAGAAACAAAAACACCUUUGAAGAAUCUGAGGAUCUCCUAUUGUGGUGGAAAUAGGUCAUCUACAUUGAAAGUGUUAGCAACUACCUUAAAAGUCCAAGAAGGGCCAUGGAGGACAUAAGCAGCUGCAACACUGGCCGGGAGCGCUUGGGAAUACGCUUCACUAUAGACUACCUGCUGUACAACAAGGACAGUAAGAGCAUGAAAGAGGAGCCAAAGAGUCCCCAAGCAGAGCAGACCCCUCAUAGCCCAGUGGAGGAGCAGAGUCCUGACACCCUCUCAGAGAGGGAAAGUAUUGAACUUGGGAGCCCUGAGAAGGGGCCAGAAGGAGAAGAGGGGUCAGAGGAGGAGGAUGAAGAGAAGGAGGAGGUCAAAGUGGAAGAAGAUCAAGAGGCGACCACUACAGACAGCCCACGGGACAAGCCCACCCAGUCCUACAUUGCCCUUAUCUCUAUGGCCAUACUUGCUUCAGAGGAGAAGAAGCUGUUGCUGUGUGACAUCUAUCAUUGGAUUAUGGAUAACUACCCCUACUUCAAGAGCAAGGAUAAGAACUGGAGGAACAGCGUCAGACACAACCUGUCCCUGAACGAAUGCUUUGUGAAGGCUGGUCGGAGUGACAAUGGUAAAGGCCAUUUCUGGGCCAUCCACCCCGUUAACUUCCAAGACUUCUCCAAUGGGGACUACCAUCGCCGCCGGGCUCGCCGCAGGAUCCGCAGGGUGACAGGACAGCUCCCGUUUGCCCUGCACGCAACCUAUUACCCCCUCCACAGGCCCAGGGCGGUGCCGUGCUGGUGCUGCCCCCCAACCCACCCUCUCUCCCUGGCCCACCCUCUGUCCUGCCUCUCAGCCAGGAUGUAUUGGAGCUGGGCCAGCCUGUAUGCCAGACGACACCCAUCCCUCCACGCUCCGGUUCAAUAGCACCACAUAGAAUUGGAUGCAUGUUUGAUGUUGGCCUGCUCUUUGUAUGACAGGUGGCUGAGAGAGAUGUAUUGAGUAUGAUUGUGAAAUCUGUGGCUGGCUGGCACAAAUAAGAGUACCAAAGUACGAUAUUGCACUAUUUAUUGUUUGAAAUGUGAUACCAGAUUUGUACUGUAAUAUUAUGUAUAUUGUAUUUGAUGAGUACUGUAUAUGAAGGAAUGGAAUUGUAAAUAUAUUGAUGAACAUAUUGCAUUAUUUUAUAUAUCUUCCACAAUUUCAAAUAAAUAAA